GUAUUUGUAGCUUUUAGUUUAAAUUAAUUUAAUUUAAAUCUAUUCAAAUACUCGUUCCAAUUUUUUUUGUUUUUAGCUUAUUUUUAUUAGUAAGUCGAUAAGUGUUUAUGAACACUUCCUCGCGAAAAAUAGGAGUACUCUUCAGUUCCUUGACAUUCGGUGCAGUAGUUUGAUCAAAUAUUUGUUGGAUGGAAGCUAAAAAUGUACUCAUCUUUUAUUUCCCUUUUUAACUAACAAAAACUUGUAGAAAUAGUAAAUGAGAGUGAUGGAUUUGGGUUGCAUUGAGAGGGAGUAUAAUCUCACAUGCCGCUCACUAAUUUUUUCCUUUAUUGCAAAAAGGCCCCGCUCAUAUUCAUGAAUUUCACUCCAGUACAAAAAGUGUUAUUGCAAGAGGCUGUGUGUGACAGUUGAAUUUAUUUGCGCUUUUAACAGAACUGAUUGACAUGGGCCUGAGCUGAAGUUCUGUUAAGAUGAGCAGCAGCAGCAGCAUGAUGAUGAUGAUGGCCGCAGGAGGUGGAGGUGGCGGAAGGGGAGGCGGAGGCGGAGGCGGAGGGCGGUCGUGGCCUUCGACGACGUCCGUUUCGGCUUCCGGCAAGAGGAUACAGAAGGAGAUGGCCGAGCUGAGUAUGGACCCACCCCCCGACUGCUCCGCCGGACCCAAAGGCGACAAUCUCUACCAUUGGGUCGCCACUCUCUUCGGUCCCCCAGGGACACCUUAUGAAGGAGGCAUAUUUUUCCUUGAUAUAACAUUUCCCAGCGAUUAUCCUUUUAAACCUCCCAAGGUUGUAUUCAAAACUCGAAUCUACCAUUGCAAUGUUGAUUCUGCUGGCAAUGUUAGUCUGGAUAUCCUGAAAGAUGGCUGGAGUCCAGCUCUAACAAUCUCGAAGGUGCUGGUUGCUCUCAGAUCAAUAUUUACCAACCCUGAUGCCUAUAAACCCCUUGUUCAAGGUAUUGGCCACUUAUACUUGGCUGACAGGUCGAAGCAUGAUGAACUGGCUGCAGAGUGGACUCUACGAUUUGCAAGGUAACUGUAGUAAAGUUGAUAAACCGAUCCAAAGGUGCAGCUAUGAUCAGGCUGGAAAUUUUGAUCAUUCCAAAUGUGAACUGCAAAUCAAACCAAGCAAGUUGUUACUGGCCAUCUCCCAACUUGUGCCAUCACUCUGAUUACAUAUUGCAAAUUGCUACUGGCCUGUAACGUAGAGCUUUUUAUUUGGUAGAUCUACAUAACUUUCAUCUGCGCAUGUAACAGUCUAGUUGUAAUAUUUCAUGAGUACUUCCCAAAUUUAGACCUCUCAAAGGACUUCAAUCUUGUGGAAGUUGUGUUAUUCGAGAAAUUUUUGGUCAAUCAAAA
Molecule: messenger RNA, 1351 nt
Organism: Sesamum indicum (sesame)
Lineage: Eukaryota; Viridiplantae; Streptophyta; Magnoliopsida; Lamiales; Pedaliaceae
Gene: FUS9
Product: Ubiquitin-conjugating enzyme family protein
Source: RefSeq, a predicted model, not a curated record